Molecule: messenger RNA, 3383 nt
Organism: Scylla paramamosain (green mud crab)
Lineage: Eukaryota; Metazoa; Arthropoda; Malacostraca; Decapoda; Portunidae
Gene: pix
Product: protein Pixie-like
Exons: 1
Coding region: 1-1854 (617 amino acids)
Biological process (GO): translational initiation; translational termination; ribosomal subunit export from nucleus
Molecular function (GO): iron ion binding; ATP binding; ribosomal small subunit binding
Source: RefSeq, a predicted model, not a curated record
AUGCCUCCCCGCAAGAAGCAAGAUGACAGCGAGAAGCAGACUCGUAUUGCCAUCGUUAACACGGAGAAGUGCAAGCCCAAGAGGUGCCGGCAGGAGUGCAAGAAGUCCUGCCCGGUGGUGCGGAUGGGCAAGCUGUGCAUUGAAGUGACACCAAAUGACAAGAUGGCUGCCAUCAGUGAAGAGCUUUGCAUUGGUUGUGGUAUCUGCGUCAAGAAGUGCCCCUUUGAGGCCAUCAUGAUCAUCAACCUCCCGAGCAAUCUUGAGAAGGAGACUGUUCACCGCUACAACAAGAACUCCUUCAAGCUGCAUCGUCUACCCGUACCGCGCCGUGGGGAGGUGCUUGGCCUGGUGGGCACCAACGGUAUUGGCAAGUCCACUGCUCUCAAGAUCCUGGCCGGGAAGCUCAAACCCAAUCUAGGCCAGUUUUCUGAUCCCCCAGACUGGACUGACAUCCUGACUUACUUCCGAGGCAAUGAACUGCAGAACUACUUCACUCGCAUCCUAGAAGACGACCUGAAGGCGAUCAUCAAGCCUCAGUAUGUGGAUCAGAUCCCCAAGGCUGUAAAGGGCGCCGUCAAGGAUCUUCUACACAAGAAGAAUGACCUUGGGAACAUGGAGGACAUCCUCACUGCCCUAGACUUGCGAGCUGUCUUAGGUCGCAACAUUGAGGACCUUUCUGGUGGGGAGCUACAGCGGUUUGCCAUUGCCAUGGUUUGUAUCCAGAAUGCCAACAUCUACAUGUAUGAUGAGCCAUCCUCCUACCUUGAUGUGAAGCAGCGUCUCAAUGCUUCCCGGGCCAUCCGCUCCAUGGUGAAGGCCGACAACUAUGUAGUGGUGGUGGAGCACGACUUGGCUGUCCUUGACUACCUUUCUGAUUUCAUCUGCUGUCUUUAUGGCCAACCCGGAGCCUAUGGAGUGGUCACUGUCCCCUUCUCUGUGCGUGAAGGUAUCAAUGUUUUCCUGGACGGCUUUGUACCUACUGAGAACCUUCGCUUUAGAGAGGAAUCUCUCACCUUCAAGGUUUCAGACCAGCUUACUGAGGAGGAGAUCAAACGCAUGUGUCGCUUCAAGUACCCAAAAAUGACAAAGAAGAUGGGAGAAUUCCAGCUUACAGUGGAGGCUGGCAACUUUACCGAUUCUGAAAUCAUGGUACUGCUGGGAGAAAAUGGGACAGGAAAGACUACCUUUAUCAGGAUGCUGGCUGGGAGACUCGACCCAGAUGAGGGCAAAUCAGAAUUGCCAGAACUUCACAUAUCCUACAAGCCACAGAAGAUCAGUCCUAAGAGUCAGUCAACUGUACGCCAGCUGCUGCACGAUAAGAUCCGUGAUGCAUAUAUUCAUCCUCAGUUUGUAACAGAUGUGAUGAAACCAAUGAAGAUUGAGGAGCUGAUAGAGCAGGAGGUGCAGCAUCUUUCAGGAGGAGAGUUGCAACGUGUGGCACUCACCCUCUGUUUGGGCACGCCGGCUGAAGUUUACCUCAUUGAUGAACCCUCGGCCUAUCUGGACUCUGAGCAGCGUUUGGCUGCUGCCAAGGUCAUCAAACGUUACAUCAUGCAUGCCAAGAAGACUGCAUUUGUAGUGGAGCACGAUUUCAUCAUGGCAACUUACUUGGCAGACCGUGUCAUUGUGUUUGAAGGGACACCCUCUGUCAAAACCACAGCCAAUGCCCCACAGACGCUUGUUUCUGGCAUGAACAAGUUCCUGGAGAUGCUGGGAAUCACCUUCCGUCGUGACCCCAACAACUUCCGGCCGCGCAUCAACAAGGACUCCAGCCAGAAGGAUACCGAGCAGAAGAGUUCCGGCAACUACUUCUUCCUUGACAUAGAAGGGAAGGGUGAGGGUAAACAGAACUGAGGGUCGCUGUAGUGGUGUUUGGGAAAAAUAUUGAAACGCAGCCCCGGCCCUUGGCCAUUAAGUUUGAGCCACGCAGUGCUAAGCUAAAGUGGAGAUGGAAGGCAGUUGUGUGUGAGUGUUCACAAUGUCAUGGUUCAUCUCAUUACCAUCAUUACUCUGAGGAAGGGGAGAGGCAAGGGCUUGUUUGUGCUGCUACAUUCUACCUGUCCUGUGGUCUCCCAUGCUUCAUCUUUCACUUUUCAGUGUUACAGUUUAUUUGCAAAUACUUGUAAUGUACAUAGAUGUUUAAUUUAGUGAUGAAUUAUGAAGACCUUUGACAUUCAAAUGAGCACCUACAUUACUGUUAGAGAAAAUGCAUAUAUAGCCCCUAUUACCCAGCUUUAGAAAUGUAGAAUGAAGUACUGCCUAGGACCAGAUAAACCUGCCAUCACAUCCUCAUAUCACUGUGUGGAGUGAGCACUGCUGUGCCUCACUCUGUCUCAUUGGUAUGAGCUAAAGGUGCUCUUUUUAAUUGGAAAUAUUUGCAUUUUUUUUUUUUUUUUUUUUUUUUAAGGGAUCACUGCAGUGACACAAAUAUAUAGGAAUAUAGAUAUUUGUUAUUGUUGGUAUGUCGUAAAUUUUGGAGACAGUUGACUUAAUAUUAUGAUGAAAUGCUUCAAGAUUUUAAAGAUAUUUAUUUUUACUUGGUUUUCUCAUAUCAAUAAUGAUGUGUACAUAAGUUUUAUUACUAAACCAUUAAAAUUCCAAACAAAUUAUUUUUGUAGGCUACUCUUGGGAGCCCUGGAGUUGUAGUAGUCAAGCCCUGAGGUUCACAUCAGACUGGUGCUGUGUAUGGUUUACAGCCAUCUUGGAGCUGGCAAAACUGCCAAUUGAGGUAUCCUGUCUUGGUACCUUUUCCCACCUCGCAGCAGGUGGGAAUGCCCCUUCCUCAGCAGGCCUCAUGUUUCAUUCCAUCCAACUUACUGCACUUCACACAACCUUGUACCCUGUGCUUGCUGACAUGGGCUGGUGACAAUGCAGUCAGUCGGCAGCAGGAACAGAAGUCAAGCAGUUAGCAAAUCAGUCAGGUUAUAAAGGGUGAUUACAGUAAGCAGAACAAAGAACACCAAGAACAUCAAGGUUGUAUCAGUGAUGGCUUUCGUGUGAUGGCUUGUGAUUUGUAGCAAGAAAGCCAAUGACAGUCCUCACUAGCCAUUGCCCAGUUCAGCUGCAGCCACCACAACAGCUAAGCAUGCAGGGAGAGGGGCUGUGGAGAGUACAUGUCUGACGCUCAUUUUUCAUUUCAAGAAUUGUGAUAUUCAUGCAUUAAAAGUAAAUAAUUAUGUAUCUGGACAAUGUGUAAGAUGUUUCAAUAUAGUUUCUAUUCUCUCAGGCAAUUUGAGUAAGGGUUUGAAUACAGGAUUGAAUAUUGUCUCAACAACAAUUGCAUGUUAGUCAUGGAGUAUGGUGGCCACCAAGAUUGUCUACACUUGUUACAUGUUAUUGGUUUUCUUAUAAAUGUGAACAACAAUAACAAAAGUAAAUAAUAA